This is a messenger RNA of Trichoderma virens Gv29-8, 1161 nucleotides long. RefSeq lists its product as uncharacterized. The transcript is spliced from 2 exons. The coding region runs from base 1 to 1161 and encodes 386 amino acids. The record is from RefSeq and is a predicted model, not a curated record. NCBI's taxonomy places the organism in Eukaryota, Fungi, Ascomycota, Sordariomycetes, Hypocreales, Hypocreaceae. Gene Ontology annotation, biological process: anaphase-promoting complex-dependent catabolic process. Gene Ontology annotation, cellular component: anaphase-promoting complex.
AUGUUUGCGACACUCCCAGAUUUUUCGCCGCGAGAUUCACAUUCUCUGUGGUACUCAUCCUCUAGGAAUCCCUUCAUACCCCCAGGGCCGGUCGACAACCUACACGCGGAUCCGAAUAGCAGUCACCAUGGACCGACGCAUUCGCGCCAGCGCGGUCAGUUGCUGGAGCGAACGUUGCUCGCGCGUCUUGCUGCGGAUGAACAGAAAAUGCACCGACGCCGAAUAAAUGUACAGAACUUUGGCAGCACUUGGCUAAAACCUCCCGGGGUGCCAAAGACUCUACACCAGAUGCGGGAGGAGAAGCGUGAACAGGAAGAGCAUCAGGAAGCUAUGCGCAGAGAGCAGCUUGCUCAGGAACUGGCAGAAGCAGAGGGUGGCGGCACGAUGGACGACGGCAUGAUGGACGACGUGCAGCUUGAUGGGGCGCAAGAUUUGGAUGAUGAAAUUCCAGACGCAGACGACGCCUUUGACCCGAGCAGCGACGAUAGCGAAGAAGACGAAAACGAAGAGGAAGAAAAUGAUAAUGAAGGGGAUGAAGAUGACGAAGAAGCAGUAAGAGAAGAGGAGGCAGAUGAAGAGGCUCUACGAGAGGAACGGCAGCAUGGCCUGGUGGCGGCGCGGAUGAGGAUGACGGACGACGCGUUCCGAGAAGCCCUUAUCCGUGGGGACCCAGAAGCGGAUGGCAGCGUGUACGGCGACGAGGAAGACUUGGAAGACGAAGAUCGAGAACAAAUACUCGACGAGGACGACUUUGCCUACGAUGGCAACCUAGACGAUGGAACGGCAGGCGACAUGGAUGCUGAUCUCGAUGAUGACAUCCCGGAGGCUGAGGACGGCUACGAGCAUACCGACUCCGAGGCCGACGUCAGCAGCAGCGCCCAAGGCGAAGAGCAAGAAGACGAUGAGGGCGUGGACGUGGACGAGGACGAAGAGGGGGAGGGCGACACCACCGACACACACGACCUCAGCUUCAUGCCGUCGCGCGCUACACCCCUCGCAGCCCCUCAGUCCCCCACGUUGCCUCGGCAUACGAGCUUCCAGACUGGCCCCCGCGCAAGCAUGGAUCUGAGUGGGUUGCUGUCGCAGGACGAGAGCAGCUUGUUGAUGAUGAUGGAGAGUAGUCCUGCGUUGAUGAGGAGGAGGCCGGGCCAGCGGAAGUAG